UGUACUGGUGGCGAGGCCAAUCUCCUCCUCCUCUUCAGUCGAUAGCGACCGUGAAUUAGCGUUCAGCAGCGAACCGGGCCGACGACACAGUGUUGCCGCAGCUCCCAGCGCGCCAGGAAGCACCAGAAGGACGGUCUACUCGGUUAUGGGCCCGUUUCGUGGCUGUUUAGUGUGUGUGCGUGUGUGAACGUUUUAUGUCUUUUAUGUCGAGUAUCCUGCAUGCGAGGUCGAUCGAGUCUGGAAUCACAACCAAACAGAGAAAGCAAUAAAAUCCCAAAAGGAACCCAAAAUUCAACCGUCAACGAACGCUGUUAAUAAUACUCUACUCUUUACGAAAAGAGAGGCAGAGAAAAGGGACAUUGUAGUGAACCUGCAGAAAAAAAAACAAAAAGAUAAAUCUUAAGGCACAGUGUGUGCGUGUAUGUGGUGAAUUCGAUCGAUUGAGCCCUUAGUGUCCGUCCCCGGCUGUAUACCAUCAUCCACACGAUGUCGGCCAACUGUGAGAUCACCAUCACCAGCCCGCAGGAGGCGCAUAGCAAGGGCAGUCUGAUCGUGGUAUCCAACAGGUUGCCAUUUGUGCUAAAGCGGGAUUCCAAGACGGGCAAGUUGAGCCGUCACGCAAGUGCCGGCGGGCUAGUCACAGCGGUGGCCCCGGUCGUGAUCAAGGGCAAAGGACUGUGGGUCGGUUGGUCCGGCAUCACGCUCGACGAUGAGAACGAACUGAUUCCGGAGUCGGAUCCGACCGAUGUCACGCCGACCGCCGGUUUGCUCUCGGAGCAAGUCGUCUCGGUGAACGUGGAACCGAAGCUGUUCGACAGCUACUACAACGGCUGCUGUAAUGGUACGUUCUGGCCACUGUUCCACUCGAUGCCGGGUCGGGCCACGUUCUGUGCUGACCACUGGCAGUCGUACUACACGGUGAACAAAGAGUUCGCCGCCCGCACGAUCGAGGCGCUCGAGCGAUGCCUGCAGCAGAACACGCACCAGGGUGUGCCGAUCAUCUGGAUCCACGACUACCAUCUGAUGCUGGCGGCUAACUGGAUCCGUGAGGCGGCCGAUGAGCGUAACCUGCCGUACCAGAUGGCGUUCUUCCUGCACAUUCCGUUCCCGCCGUGGGACAUAUUCCGGCUCUAUCCCUGGUCGGAUGAAAUCUUACAGGGAGUGCUGGCGUGCGACAUGAUCGGAUUUCACAUUCGCGACUACUGUCUAAACUUUGUCGACUGCUGCCAGCGUAACCUCGGGUGCCGUGUGGACCGUAAGAAUCUGCUCGUCGAACACGGUGGCCGAUCGGUGCGGGUGCGCCCGCUUCCGAUCGGCAUUCCGUUCGAGCGGUUCGUCGAGCUUGCCCGGACGGCUCGUAAAGUGAUCAAUACCAACCAGAAGAUCAUUCUCGGUGUGGACCGGCUGGACUACACGAAGGGUUUGGUGCAUCGGCUUAAGGCGUUCGAGGUACUGCUGGAGAAGCAUCCCGAACAUCGGGAGAACGUAAGUCUGCUGCAGAUAUCCGUCCCGUCCCGCACGGAUGUGAAAGAAUACCAGGAACUGAAGGAAGAAAUGGAUCAGCUGGUGGGCCGUAUCAAUGGGCGUUUCACCACGGCCAACUGGUCACCGAUCCGGUACAUCUACGGGUGCGUAGGUCAGGAGGAGUUGGCCGCCUUCUACCGGGAUGCAUCGGUGUGUCUCGUGACGCCACUGCGCGACGGCAUGAACCUGGUGGCGAAAGAGUUUGUCGCCUGCCAGAUCAACGAACCACCGGGUGUACUGAUAGUGUCUCCAUUCGCCGGAGCGGGUGAAACCAUGCACGAGGCGCUACUCUGCAACCCGUACGAGCUGGAUGCUGCUGCGGAAGUCAUCCACCGGGCGCUAACGAUGCCCGAGGACGAACGGACGCUUCGAAUGUCCCGCAUGCGAAGGCGCGAGAUGCAGAACGACGUCAACAGCUGGAUGCGACAGUUCCUAAAGGCGAUGGGUUCGCUGGAGGAGGAUGACAUCGGCACGACCACGAUGCAGCCGGUUUCGGUGGAUGAUUUCGAUGAUUACCUAUUGAACUACAUCGGAUAUAACCACAAACUGGCCCUGCUUCUGGAUUACGAUGGUACUCUGGCACCGAUUGCUCCCCACCCAGACCUGGCCACACUUCCCCCGGAAACCAAGAACGUCCUACAACGACUGUCGAAUCAUUCCGAUGUGUACGUGGCGAUCAUUUCCGGGCGUAACGUGGAGAACGUCAAGCAGAUGGUUGGCAUCGAGGGCAUCACGUAUGCCGGAAACCACGGUCUGGAAAUUCUUCACCCAGAUGGUAGUAAAUUCGUCCAUCCCAUGCCCAUCGAAUACGAGGAUAAAGUUAGUGGGCUGCUGAAGUCGCUGCAGGAUUCGGUUUGUGGUGACGGAGCAUGGGUAGAAAAUAAGGGACCCCUCCUGACGUAUCACUAUCGUGAAACACCUGCCGAGUUGCGUCCCGCCUUGGUGGAGAAGGCUCGCAAGUUGAUCAUUCAGUUCGGUUUUCGGGCGGCCGAAGCACACUGCGCCAUCGAAGCGAAACCUCCGGUACAGUGGAACAAGGGUCGUGCCUCAAUCUACAUCCUCCGGACGGCUUUCGGUGUUGACUGGAGUGAGCGAAUCAAGAUCAUCUACGCUGGUGACGAUAUGACUGAUGAGGACGCCAUGAUGGCCCUCAAAGGUAUGGCAGCAACGUUCCGUGUUACCAACUCCCAGAUCAUCAAGACAGCCGCCGAACGGCGCCUUCCGUCGACCGAUUCCGUGCUGACCAUGCUCAAGUGGGUCGAGCGACACUUUAUGCGUCGUAAGCCGCGCGCCAAUAGUCUCACCUAUCGCGGCAAGAAGAAGGACAGCGUAAAGAUCCAGAUGGCGUUCGAUCUGGUUCCCAACUCGAGCGGUGCCAGCAGUCCCGUUUGCAGUUCGGACGAGCGCGACUAGGUCCGGUCAUCGCUGAUCAUCGUUUUAUCCAACCUUACGCUACCGUUUCAAUGCUUUUCCUUACUUCCCCCUUCAUCAUUUUCCUUUUGCCCUUCGUUGUCGAACCUUUUAUCCCGUCACUCUGCUCUUUCCCGGUAGAAUUUUAAUAUGUUGUACGUUUAUUUUAUCAUAGUUAUUUGUUUUUUUUCUGUGUUACGAACACACACCACAAAGCAAAGCGGGUGGUUUCCGGCGGUGAAACCACUAAAUGUUUUAGUGAUCUGUUACGCCAAGUACGGUGCCAAAAUGGAAGAUGAAACAAUGAAAAUUUGUUUUGUGAAAAUCGCUGAUAUUCGUAGAAUGUGUUGUUAGGAAAUAGGUUAGGGAAAAGAAAAAUAAAUUCUUAGUCGCUACCAAGCAAACAGGUACAGUUAUUUCCUUCUUCACGAAGCUCUUAUCACAACCGUGAGCAAAAUGUAGGCCGCCAGGACGCCAAUGUUUGUCCCGAAAAGGCGUCGCAAUAAAACGAUCCGAAAUUGAAAUAAUUUUAUGAUGCUA
Anopheles coustani is the source of this 3474-nucleotide messenger RNA. RefSeq lists its product as uncharacterized. Gene Ontology annotation, cellular component: alpha,alpha-trehalose-phosphate synthase complex (UDP-forming); cytosol. Bases 487 to 2937 code for a protein of 816 amino acids. The record is from RefSeq and is a predicted model, not a curated record. Gene Ontology annotation, biological process: trehalose biosynthetic process. NCBI's taxonomy places the organism in Eukaryota, Metazoa, Arthropoda, Insecta, Diptera, Culicidae. Gene Ontology annotation, molecular function: catalytic activity. The transcript has 5 exons.